Phanerochaete carnosa HHB-10118-sp is the source of this 1879-nucleotide messenger RNA. RefSeq lists its product as uncharacterized. The record is from RefSeq and is a predicted model, not a curated record. NCBI's taxonomy places the organism in Eukaryota, Fungi, Basidiomycota, Agaricomycetes, Polyporales, Phanerochaetaceae. Bases 216 to 1766 code for a protein of 516 amino acids. The transcript has 12 exons. Gene Ontology annotation, molecular function: heme binding; monooxygenase activity; iron ion binding.
ACCCUCAGUCUUCGCACUCGUGACCCAUAGCUUCGGCUGAGCUCUCCCCGCGCCUCGGUAGCACCCCAGAAUCAGAGCAUGCAGGCAUGCAGAUCGCAAGCGAUCACUCGCAUAUUGAGCGUCUCAACUACACAUAUAUCUGCAUGUAGCUUGGUGACGACCUCUCUCUUGUUGAAUUUACUUCUACCACUCUCUCCGAACGCGACUUGGUGACGAUGACCACGACCAUCUUGCAGAGCCUCGCAGGCCUCACAAUUAUCCUGCUCGUGCGGUGGGCUGCCCAGAGGAGAGAGCAGAAGAGGAAAGGCUCGCAUCCGCCCGGCCCACCCGGUCUGCCACUACUCGGGAACCUACUCGACAUGCCAGACAACCCGUCUUGGACGACGUACAUACGCUGGAGCGAGGAGUACGACUCUGACAUCCUGCGUUUGAAUGUGCUUGGAAGCAACAUCAUCAUCGUGAACUCGCUGGAAGCAGCGAACGAUCUGCUGGACAAGAGGUCUGCGAUAUACUCUGACAGACCCGAGAUGCCUAUGUUAAACGACCUCUGCGAAUUCGGUUGGAACGUCGCCUUCCGGCGGUACGAUGACUCUUGGCGGAACGGACGGAGGGUGUUCCAGCACGAGCUCGGCCCCCAGGUCGUGAAGCGCUUCCGCAGUCUCGAAGAGCAGGCGUCGCAUCAGUUCUUGCGUAGUCUUCUCCGGGAACCCACGGCGUUCAUGAACCAUCUCCGGCACAUGGCCGGAUACGAGAUUAUGCGUAUCGCGUAUGGGAUUGAGGUCGCGGAUAGAGACGAUCCGUAUGUCGACACUGCGGAGCACGCUGUCGGCGCUGUUGUGGCAACUUGCAGUCCGGGGUCAUACCUGGUGAACAUUAUGCCGUUCUUGAAGCAUAUACCAGAAUGGUUCCCCGGUGCAAAGUUCCAACGUGACGCGAAAGUUUGGCGGAAAUACGUGACAGAGCUGCGCGAUAAGCCGUUCGGGGUCGUGAAAGAGCACAUGCGCCGGGGGGAUGCGCCUGACUGCGCUGCUAAAUUUUUGCUAGAAAGCCUUGAAUCCGGGGAUGACGCGGGGGAUUACACAGAGAAUGACAUCAAAUUUGCGUUGGGUUCAAUGUAUGCAGGAGGCUCGGACACCACCGUGUCGGCACUAGGAUCCUUCAUUUUAGGGGUAGUGCUGAACCCCGAAAUCCAGACCCAGGCACAGGAAGCAAUAGACCGAGUGUGUCCCGACCGCCUGCCCACGUUCGCUGACCAGGACGACCUGCCUUACAUCGACGCUAUCGUGAAGGAAUCACUCAGGUGGAACCCGGUGUUGCCCAUAGAUGUUGCACACUGCUCUAUCGCCGACGACGUCUAUCGUGGGUACUACAUCCCGAAGGGAUCUCUUGUGCUGGCCAACUCCUGGUGCGCGGCCAUUCUGCAUGACGAACAAGCCUAUCCAGAUCCCCUGCGCUUCAACCCGGACAGGUUCAUGAAGGAUGGCAAGCUCGACCCCUCUGUGCGCGAGCCCGACGCGGCAUUCGGUUUCGGGCGCAGGGUUUGCCCGGGACGGUAUUUGGCGUACGAAGCCAUAUGGAUCGCAGUCGCAUGCAUGCUCGCGGUCUUUAACCUGUCGAAGGCGAAGGAUGAACAUGGGAUGGAGAUCACGCCGAGUGGGGAGUAUAACGUCGGGUUCGCUUGCUACCCCAAGCCCUUCCCGUGUGACAUUCGCCCUCGCUCGUCAUUACACGAAGCUCUUAUUAGAGCAACGGCGGAUGAAUCGUGAACACUGGCAAUGCGGCAAGCCCGCCCUAGUGUUAUGCGAGCGUAGCAUUAGUCUGCUUCAAAACAAUGUCAGCAUGAUUUACACAACUCAUCCAACCUGCGCUAGCGUAUCCU